AUGAAGUCUCAAAGAUAUAAAACAUUUCAGCCGCAGAGAGGUAGAAAAAAUCGACCAAUAACAUUUUGGAAUACAAAUACCAAGAGAGAUUCACAUGAGGUUCUAUUAGACAGGGGCCAGAAAUGUACACGAUACGGGAAAAGGGCCAAAUUUAAAAGCUACCAAUCUAUCGUUUUGCUUUUUUCCCUAUUUUUAAUAAUAUCACUUAUUUUCUACAUACUACGAAGGACGCCUGAUGGUUGUGUAUACAAGAAGACUGAAGAACGUUCUGACUCUACUGUUUAUACCAAUGAAAUGAUUUCAGAACAAGAUAGCUAUGACAAGAUUAUACCAGAAAUUGGGCUGGGAGUGUCAGACACUCGAAAUUAUGAAAAGCCGAAUGCCAUAAGCAAUCGAGAUAGAAUUGUAUUUAGAAAAUUUUCUGAAGAUAAAAGGCAAUGUCCGCCCAUUCACAACAAUGUCACCAAAACUAUGAGGAAAUCGUUACAAAAAUGCCUGGAAUAUCAAAGGAGAUACGUAUAUCCGUGUCGGGAGAGUGCAACGCCCAAUGAAGGAAUGGUUCGGUUGAACCACUGCAACUGGAGGCCGGAGGGUUUGAUAAUUAACGGAGAAAAUGCUUAUUUAGGAGAGUUUCCUCAUAUGGUUCUUCUCGGUUUUAAUACAGCAGAUGAAGACACAAAAUGGAAAUGUGGUGGGGUCCUAAUCAGUGAGAAGUUUGUGUUGACUGCGGGUCACUGCACGUCUACUGCUGCAAGGAAUCAAGUAAGAUAUGUCAGGAUUGGGAUUCAAAAUAAAACUGAGAAGAUCCAUGACACGAAUAUGUAUAACGUGCAAAAAAUUCACAAGCACAAACAAUAUAAGUCACCAUCUCGUUAUCACGACAUUGCGCUUUUGGAGACAGAUAGGGUUAUGAAACUACAUCGGUAUGCAGUACCAGCUUGUUUGCACGAUGGCAGUUUUAUAAAUGAUUUAGAAGUCGUGUCUACAGGUUGGGGCACUAUUGUCAGUAAUGAAGAAUCCUUUCCGGAUACUCUGCAGAAGGUGACCUUAGAAAGGUUUACUAAAAAAGAAUGUGCUUUAAAUUACCAAAGGGCUCGGUAUUUAAAGAACGGAUAUGAUGAAAUCACUCAAAUAUGCUAUGGAGACAAAUAUACUACUCGAGAUACUUGUAAAGGAGACAGCGGCGGUCCAACUCAAAUAAAGCACCCUCAAGUGAAAUGCAUGUACCUGAUAACCAGUAUUACUAGCAACGGCAAGCGGUGCGGCGUGACCGGCACUCCCGGGCUGUACACCCGAGUGGCACCUUACUUGGACUGGAUAGAGUCCAUCGUGUGGCCCUCU
Messenger RNA from Brenthis ino (lesser marbled fritillary), 1341 nucleotides. Lineage: Eukaryota; Metazoa; Arthropoda; Insecta; Lepidoptera; Nymphalidae. The record is from the annotation of a GenBank genome assembly.